GACAUUGCAUAUUGUGGUAUCCGAGGCGGUACCUUUGAGUGGACACCUAAAUCUCGUUCACGGUUUCAAAAGAAGACAUUGGUGGCAUGCCUAUGUGAACAAAUGACACUGGUAAAUCCACAGGUGGUAUACUUGCAGUUAGGCGACAAUGACUUAAAUAACUACAAUGUUGAUAUACAAAAAAUAUUUACGGCCAUAAAAAGUAUUGCCCAAUUUAUUGUGGAAGGUUACGAUAAUAUCCGCAUUGUAUGCAUUGGACACGUGUUUAAACGAUUGCUGCCGAAGGUUGGGUUUGAUGACUUUGAGAAAAUGCAAAAUUGUCCGACCUGCAAGGUUUUCAUGGAAAAAUUCUGGUAUAUCCGAAUAACGGCUUUAUGA
Owenia fusiformis is the source of this 378-nucleotide messenger RNA. The record is from the annotation of a GenBank genome assembly. Lineage: Eukaryota; Metazoa; Annelida; Polychaeta; Sabellida; Oweniidae.